UACAGAGCAAAGUCAGAAAAGUUCCCUCCUGUAGAUCAGGACAUGUAUGAUAAAAGAUGUUCGAUAUCCAGCUCCAGCUUUAAACAGACCCUGAUACUCAACCCUGAGUCAGGGUCACAACAGAUCCUCAGCCUCAGUAGAAGCAGCAGAGAUGUCCCAGCAGCAGCAGUAGCGUCCAGCAGAAGCAGCAGAGUGGAGGUGUGUGUGAUGAUGCUGUCUUCGCUUUAGCAUCUGCAAAGUGUUUGCUGCUUCAGGAUGCAGAUCUUGGUGGUGAAGCUGCUCGGCCUGCUGGGAUUGUUCGGCCUCAUGCUGGCCGGUGUACUGGUCCCAGUACGCCUUCUCCUGGUCGACUACGACAAGGCGCACAGGUACAGGAGGGCUCUGUCUCUCUGUAACUCGUUUGGAGGAGGGGUGUUCCUCGCAACAUGCUUCAACGCUCUGCUGCCGGCCGUCAGAGACAAGGUGGCCGAUGUAUUCAGGCAGCUGCAGAUCAGCAGUGAUUAUCCUCUGGCUGAGACGAUGAUGAUGCUCGGUUUCUUCCUCACCGUGUUCGUGGAGCAGGCCGUCCUUACCUUCAGGAAGGAGAAACCAUCUUUCAUCGACCUGGAGACCUUCAACGCUGGCGGCUCCGAGGCUGGCAGCGACUCCGAGUAUGACACGCCCUUCAUCUCCUCAGCGCGGGGCUCGCCGGGAGGUCGCGGGGGCCACCGCUCUCACGGACACCAGCAUGGACACUUCAGCCCGGCCGAGCUGGUUGGGGCGGGGCCUCUGCGGCUGGCCAGCCUGGUCCUGGCAUUGUCAGCUCACUCUGUGUUUGAAGGCCUGGCGCUCGGCCUGCAGGAGGAUGGAGCCAAGCUAGGUGGCCUCUUCCUGGGCGUGGCUGUGCACGAGACGCUGGCCGCCGUCGCCCUCGGGGUCAGCAUGGCCAAGGCGUCGCUUGGCAUGAAGGACGCCGCCAAGCUUGGCGUCACAGUCAGCCUGAUGAUCCCGCUGGGGAUGGUGGUGGGAAUGGGCAUCGAGUCAACUCAGACUCUGGCGGGCAGCAUUGUGUCGGUGGUGCUGCAGGGACUUGCCGCUGGCACUUUCUUGUUUGUCACCUUCUUCGAAAUCCUGUCCCAAGAGCUGGAUGACAAACAGGAUCGCCUCCUCAAAGUGCUCUUCCUCAUCCUCGGAUAUGCAACGCUCGCCGCUCUUGUCUUUAUCAAGUGGUGACAGACAGGAAGUCACUGAGUCACACAGCUAUACCAAAGGAACACACAGUGUCAGGGCGAGCGUCAGAUUCUCAGAGGGAUCCACUCUCAAGUCUGCAUAGGAAAUAUGAAGCGACAGCAGCUGGUCAGUACAGACAUGACAGUGGGAUCAGUCUGAACAUAUGACUCUCAGAGAGAAAAUGUGGAACCAUUGAUUUAACUCCUGUUUAAUAAAGGCAGCAGAAUCCAGCUGUGAGGCAGAAACAUCUGGAGCAGCUUGAUGAAUGAUUCCUGAUGAGAACACAAGCUAUAUUUAACCUGAGCUGUGAUGUUUUUAAACAGAAAUAUAAAGAAUCAGAGUCAGUUAGUCACUGAGACAUUUUUCAGAUGAAACUUAAAGGGGAACUUAACACCCCCACUCCAAAAAAUGAUUUAAAAAUUGUUUUGUAAAAGUUUCUCACUCCAAAAAAGGUGCAUUUGCCUCCUCAUCCAACAUUUACAAAGAUUAUUUGUUAAAUUAUUGUAAAUCCUGUCUUGUGGUUUUCUUCUUCUUCCCUGCUUUCCUUGGUCUGUUGCUGAUAUGACAGGAAACAGACUGAAGACAGAAGUGAACUAUUGUAGGUAACACAUAUACAUGAAAUAUUAUAUUACAUAUGCAGGAAAUUUAUUUCUUGAGGUCUGUGUUUUUUGUCUUAUAGACACUCAGUGUCCACUUCAUUAGGUACACCUGUAGAGUGUCAUCCAAUCAAACUGUACAGGUACAAACUGUAUAGGCAUCAUAAAGGUGGACAUAAAGUCCACCUUUAUGAUGCCUUUGAUGUUCACUUUUUGUCAUCACUGUCAUAAAGGUGUUAAUUUAUUUCUGUGGUUUAACAUUGAGGUUGUUGUCAGUCAUGGUGUUGUACUGGACUCCUGGACGUAUUAUGAGACAUCCUCCUCCCUCCACCUUCUACAUAUAAAUAAGAUUACAACACUGAGAGAGACUAAAUUGCUACAAACCAAGUGGAUAUGUUUUGCGUCUCUUUAUCAUUUGUCUCUUUGUAGUUGUUUAACUACAAAGAGACACAGUUGUUCAGGCUGUUGUUAAGUUAUUCUUUAAUGAAACUCCGCUUUUAUGAAGCUGCUGUGUCCCCCAUAUAAAUACACUGGAGCCUUUUGAGAAUAGUGGAGAUGAAUUCAUGUACAUCUGAUUUUUAUUUUUAUUAUUGGAUGUAUUCAUACUGAUUCAUAUUGGUUUGUUGAACAGUUUUGUAUUUAUUUUUUUGUCUCAUGAUUCUGUUGUGUUUGUUGAAUUUAAACAGAUUAUUGUCAUAGUCUUUAUUAAAACUCUAAAUAGCUUGGUUUAUAUGUUUGUUGCAAACAGUAUGCUUUGCAGCUACAGAUCAACAUGAUCCUUCAUCAGGUGGUCUCUGAGUCCACCUGAUGACUCUCAGUCCAGUGUUCCCUCUCUUUUAGCUCUGUGUUUGGUCUCCACCAGCUCCUGAGGAUAAUAUCUGGCUCUUUAGCUGCUAAAUGCUCCAUUGUGUUCAUCAGCUGCUCUCUGACUUAGUCUGUCUCCUUCUAUCAUCAGUUUCUGCUGAUCCAGACUCUCCCUCAGCAGGUCUCAGCUGCCAGCAUGACAUUAUUCACAGUGAAUGAUGUGGUUUUUCACUUUUCAGUGAAGAAUCUGAGCGUCGGUGUGGAUUCUCGUGGACUUAGAGGACUGAGUCACAGAUUGAUGAGAGCAGCCACAAGGCAACAAACCUGGUAACGACAGAGAUGCAGCAGGAGUUUGGUUGAGAUGUUACAGUGUGACUUCAUGGGGAGCUCACCUGUUUGGAUCAGAGCAAACCAGAGCUCCAGUCACUGGAUGUGGCUUGGAUUUCAUUUAAAGUUCAGUCAUAUCUUUAAAUUAGUGAGACUCAGAAUCCUCGGGGCUUGGAGGUUUAUGUUGCCACAAAGAUCCUGACAAUAAAGGCACAAUGUGACCAUGUGGCUUUAUGUCGGUUUGUGCUGGACUCUGAUUGACUUCCAGCUUCAUCACAGUUGUUUCUUGUCCUUCAGCUCCACAUCCUGAACUACUGGACCUGAUUCAGGUGUGACGCCAGGCUCUGACACCAGCGACUGGAUCAGGACGGAUGCAGACACAGUUGAGA
Molecule: messenger RNA, 3325 nt
Organism: Toxotes jaculatrix (banded archerfish)
Lineage: Eukaryota; Metazoa; Chordata; Actinopteri; Toxotidae
Product: zinc transporter ZIP3-like
Exons: 3
Coding region: 256-1212 (318 amino acids)
Biological process (GO): zinc ion transmembrane transport
Cellular component (GO): plasma membrane
Molecular function (GO): zinc ion transmembrane transporter activity
Source: RefSeq, a predicted model, not a curated record